UAUUGGCAUGUCUACAACAAACACGAUAUCUCAUUAAAACCAUGGCCAAAUGUCCUCAGGCUAUGCAUUGUCCUUCCUCUUUUCUGUGUCAUAAAUCUUCGUCACUCCUUGAAGAGCACCAUUAGAUGAUGCAACAGACACUCAUUUCACUUUCCAUUUAUACAUUCACUUGAUCUUGGAUGCCAAUAAGCAUAAUACUUACGUCCCACAGAUUUUUUGUUUUCCGCUUUUAACGAAAUCGAGCAAAAUGAGGUCCUCGAUUCUAGUAACUGUUGGCGCUGCGGCGCUCACUAUGGGUAGCCCCUUGGAGAAGCGCAAGAUGGAAACCUCUUGGGUUAUGGAGUAUUACACUGUUACCGUUACUGGCACCGAGACCGAGACACCCAAGCCAACCGUCUUCCUCGGCCAAAAGCAGCGACCCACUGAGACUUCUAUCCCAGUUGUCGUCGUUACAGAGACUCCUUCUGCGCCUGCUCCCCCGCCGCCAGCACCAACCACAUCCGUACCGCAACCUUCCUACGUGGUCGUUACCCAAACAGCAGAGGCGCCAAAGCCCACUACUGAGGAACCCACCCAGCAGGCACCUACAUCAGCAUCGUCUGCUUCCCCUCCCACUGGAAGUGGCUACCCUGCUGUUGCCGUCGAACACCACAACCUUCACCGCUCGAACCACUCUGCCCCUGAUGUCGCGUGGAACAGCACCCUCGCUAGCUGGGCUGCCAACACCGCCGCUACUUGUGUAUUCAAGCACGAUAUGGCCCAGGGUGACAAGCACUACGGCCAGAACUUAGCUAACUUCGGUUUGAGCUCGGGUGCUGACAAGAUUGGGGACGCCGGUGCUCUCAAGAUGGCCAUUACCAAUGCGUGGUACGAUGGUGAAUUCAACAACUACAAGAGCUCCUUCUACGGCCUGGCAACCCCACCCAUGGACCAAUUUGAGUCUUGGGGUCACCUUUCCCAGCUACUUUGGAAGGGUUCUGACCAGGUCGGCUGCGCAACCCAGUUCUGCCCUAAGGGAACCAUGUACAGUGGUUUCGAGACCUGGUACACCGUGUGCAACUACGGACCAGCAGGUAACAUUGGUGGUGCUUACGGAGCGAAUGUGCUCCCACCUCUAGGCAAGGCUAUUAUCACUGCGUAAGUCAACUAUGGGUCGACGCUGUUAUGAUUUUAUUGGCGCCUCGCUAGUGAAAUCGCAGCCGGCUAUGGAACAAACACUUCGAUUCUUACAGUGUAUUAUACGUACACACAACCAUUAUCAACACCUUUUUAUGUUGGAUUUGAGUUCAAUUCCUAGCAUACCGUCAAUGCUUAUU
Messenger RNA from Hypoxylon trugodes, 1316 nucleotides. RefSeq names its product PR-1-like protein. The transcript is spliced from 3 exons. NCBI's taxonomy places the organism in Eukaryota, Fungi, Ascomycota, Sordariomycetes, Xylariales, Hypoxylaceae. The record is from RefSeq and is a predicted model, not a curated record. The coding region runs from base 248 to 1141 and encodes 297 amino acids.